This is a messenger RNA of Acanthamoeba castellanii str. Neff, 747 nucleotides long. RefSeq lists its product as uncharacterized. Lineage: Eukaryota; Discosea; Longamoebia; Acanthamoebidae. The record is from RefSeq and is a predicted model, not a curated record. The transcript has a single exon. The coding region runs from base 1 to 747 and encodes 248 amino acids.
AUGUCCACCUACUCCUCUUCGUCGUCGUUCUCGUCUUCUUCAUCGUUUUCCUCUUCAUCACCGUACGGCUCCCUCUCCGCCCCGCCGUCGCCACUGCUUCUGCUGCCCUCGGCCGCAGCUCCGCCUUCUUCGACCUCACCGCCCGCCGCACGGCUGCCAUCGCCCCCGAUGACCGCUCCGGGAGCGCUUCCUUCGGCCCACUACGGACGCAGUCGGGGACAAGACGGGGCCUGGCCCGAGGAGACAGCGCCACCAUCGGCGCUGAGCGGGGACAUGUCCUACGACAAGUGCCUCCAGAUGUGGACGAAGCAGAUCGAGCAGCGACGGAGCCAUCAGCGCGUCAAGCGGUGGCAGGAGUUCCUCCAGCGCAUGAAGCCGGGCGAUGCUGAAAGCGGAGAGAGCGGUGGGGCGGAGAGGCAGCCGUCGUCGUCUCCGCCGCAGCAGUGGAUCAGAUCGCGGGCCAAGCGCAAGGCCUCAGCGCCGACGGACGGACAGAAGAGCGAAAGCGACGGAUCGAACACGACGAAAGAACGAAAGCGAAAGCGAAGAACGAAGGGGAGAGAAGGAGAAAAGGAAGACGACGGCAGGCGAGGUCGCGAAGACGCGAAGAACAACAGCCCACCAGAGAAGAAGGAGCAAGAGGAGCGACCACGGUCGUGGGACUUCCACAUCCUGCAGGCUGACGAUAUCCGUGACCAGCAGGAAGGAGGCGGAGACGACCACCACGGCUCCUCGCCAGCGACGUGA